AUGAGUACAGUGAAAAAGGCAAAAAGGAGUGAACAUCAGGUAGGAAAGAAUAGUAAGCCUAAAAAUGGUAGAAAACGACCGCAACCCCCCUUAGAAGAAAAGAUCGUAGAAUCUCUUAAAAGUGGCAACGGGGUUGCUACUACUACUACUAGUCCUACUAAUACUAUUACUACUAGUGAUCAUAUUACCAAUUCUACAUCUGUUAUUGCAGUAGUUUCUGAUUCAGUUUCAAGUAUUGUAAAUGAUGGGUCUUCUUUAAAAAGUAUACAAGGGAAAGAUUUUCCAACUGAGAAAUCUCCUACUUCUGACCCCAUUUACAGGAUUAUGCAUACAUUACCACGAUCAGACUUUCUUGAAAUAGUUAAAUGUCGUUUUGGUCAUGAUGAAUGUAAGCGAGCUGCAUCAUACUUUGAUGUUUCCUACAUGAAAAAUCCCUUACGUCAUCUUCGUCUUCAAAUUGGAUGUGAUCGUCCUACUGGUCUUCAUCUCUUUUUUCCAAAAUUGUAUCACCACCGAAGUACAUUACGUCUACUUGAUUUGUCUCGUAAUGAUAUGGAUGAAGACGAUGUAGCAACACUUACUGAUUUAUUAAAUUUGCGUAAUGAGAAAUCAUCAGAAAAAACAACGACAGUUCUUGAAGUGUUGGAUUUGAGCUAUAAUCGUCGGAUCGGUAAUUGUGGGGCAUUAUUUCUUUUAAAUGCAUUAAGUCAGAAUGAUCAAAUUCGUGCCUUGAUUCUGAGAGGUAUUUCAUUGGAUGAUAAUGGUGCUCUCUGUAUUGCUCCAUUGCUGCGACAACGUCCUCAACCUUGUAUACCAGUUGAUACAGAUACUGUUACCUUUCAAGAAACAUCAUCACGAAGGCCACCUACUUUCUUCUUAAACUUGAAUGAAAAUCGGAUUGGUGCUGCUGGAACAAGGGAGUUGGGAAAGGGACUUCCUGUUCAUGUAUCCCUUACUUUGUGCAAGCAACGUCCAAUAUGCAAUAAGAGAUAA
Molecule: messenger RNA, 993 nt
Organism: Trypanosoma theileri
Lineage: Eukaryota; Euglenozoa; Kinetoplastea; Trypanosomatida; Trypanosomatidae
Exons: 1
Coding region: 1-993 (330 amino acids)
Source: RefSeq, a predicted model, not a curated record